ACUCUGUUUGUUUGUUUGUUUGGUUGUUGUGUGGAAAUGGCGAACUCGGCAAAUACAAACACCGUGCCUAAAUUAUACAGAUCUGUGAUCGAAGAUGUUAUUAAUGAUGUAAGAGAUAUCUUUCUGGAUGAUGGAGUUGAUGAGCAAGUUCUGAUGGAACUAAAAACUCUCUGGGAGAGUAAAUUAAUGCAGUCCAGAGCAGUCGAUGGAUUUCAUUCCGAAGAGCAGCAGCUGCUACUGCAAGUUCAGCAACAACAUCAACCACAGCAGCAGCAGCAUCACCACCACCACCAUCACCAACAAGCUCAGCCACAGCCGACUGUACCUCAACAAGCACAGACACAGCAGGUCCUCAUUCCUGCGUCGCAGCAAGCUGCUGCACCACAAGUUAUUGUUCCUGAGUCUAAGCUCAUACAGCAUAUGAAUGCAUCAAACAUGAGUGCUGCUGCUACAGCUGCUACUUUGGCACUCCCUGCAGGUGUGACUCCUGUUCAACAGAUAUUAACAAAUUCAGGCCAGCUGCUUCAGGUGGUCAGAGCAGCCAACGGUGCCCAGUAUAUCUUUCAACCUCAACAAUCAGUGGUUCUACAACAACAGGUUAUACCACAAAUGCAGCCUGGUGGAGUUCAAGCUCCCGUUAUACAACAGGUACUUGCUCCUCUUCCUGGAGGGAUCUCACCACAAACUGGAGUCAUUAUCCAGCCUCAGCAAAUCUUAUUUACAGGAAAUAAGACUCAAGUUAUUCCAACAACUGUAGCUGCACCUACACCAGCACAAGCACAGAUAACUGCAACAGGCCAGCAGCAACCACAGGCUCAGCCAGCUCAGCAACAAACUCCUUUAGUGUUACAAGUUGAUGGAACUGGGGAUACAUCAUCUGAAGAAGAUGAAGAUGAGGAGGAAGACUAUGAUGAUGACGAGGAGGAAGAUAAAGAAAAAGAUGGAGCUGAAGAUGGGCAGGUAGAAGAAGAGCCCCUUAAUAGUGAAGAUGAUGUGAGUGAUGAAGAAGGACAGGAACUCUUUGAUACCGAAAACGUUGUCGUGUGCCAGUAUGAUAAAAUACACAGAAGUAAAAACAAAUGGAAAUUUCACCUCAAGGAUGGCAUUAUGAAUCUUAAUGGAAGAGAUUAUAUAUUUUCCAAAGCCAUUGGAGAUGCAGAAUGGUGAAGAGUUGCUUCUUUUCUUUUAUAAAUAAAAUGAAAGAAACUUAAAAAAUUUUAAGUGGACAGUUUGAAACAUGGGACAUAAACCAACCAAAACUUAAUUUCUGCAUGUCAGAAAAGUGCCAUUGAAGCCAAGCUACUGGAACACAGAACACAGAGACCUUGAUAACACACACUACUUCUAACUGGCAAGCCAUGGAACUGUAGCACCUGGGAUUGUUGGGGGGCGGGGGGAUGUUGGGGUUUUGUGUAGGUAAACCAUGAUUGUCCAUUUUAAAUACAGGUACCUGCCACCGAUAAUUAGCAUGUAAAACUGUCUUAUAUUCCUUCCUCCAACAUGGGUUUGAUCAGCAGAUACUUGUUGGAAUGAACUGAAGAAACUUACCUUUUGAUAGAUUGAAGUAAAACUGCUUAUUGUAUGUGGUUAUAUUUGGUAAAAAUUGGGUGUGAGCUUUUUACAAAAGGGUAAGAAUUAUGCUGUUGAAUUUUCAUUCACUUGUAUAAGAGAACA
Suncus etruscus (white-toothed pygmy shrew) is the source of this 1674-nucleotide messenger RNA. It is a transcript of the gene GTF2A1, whose product is annotated as general transcription factor IIA subunit 1. NCBI's taxonomy places the organism in Eukaryota, Metazoa, Chordata, Mammalia, Eulipotyphla, Soricidae. The coding region runs from base 37 to 1167 and encodes 376 amino acids. The transcript is spliced from 9 exons. Gene Ontology annotation, biological process: transcription by RNA polymerase II; transcription initiation at RNA polymerase II promoter. The record is from RefSeq and is a predicted model, not a curated record. Gene Ontology annotation, cellular component: transcription factor TFIIA complex.